AUGAAUAAUGAUACAACCUUAGAAAAACAUGCCGGUCAAAUUGAUGACUUACAAGAAAAGAGGAGAACAAAUAACAACAACGUUGUUGACAGUAUUAAUCCUGAUGAUGUUGAUAAUAUUGUUGCAACAUAUCCUUAUGCCUAUAAUAUUUGGAAUCUGGGAUUAUCACUUGGAUGCAGUGUUCGUCAAUC
Entrophospora sp. SA101 is the source of this 191-nucleotide messenger RNA. Lineage: Eukaryota; Fungi; Glomeromycota; Glomeromycetes; Entrophosporales; Entrophosporaceae. The record is from the annotation of a GenBank genome assembly.